Oxyura jamaicensis (ruddy duck) is the source of this 1863-nucleotide messenger RNA. RefSeq names its product bone morphogenetic protein 2-like. Bases 130 to 1428 code for a protein of 432 amino acids. Gene Ontology annotation, molecular function: growth factor activity; cytokine activity. The record is from RefSeq and is a predicted model, not a curated record. NCBI's taxonomy places the organism in Eukaryota, Metazoa, Chordata, Aves, Anseriformes, Anatidae. The transcript is spliced from 7 exons. Gene Ontology annotation, cellular component: extracellular region. Gene Ontology annotation, biological process: SMAD protein signal transduction.
UUUUCUGCAUGCCCACAAAGUUCAGCACUGCUCUGGUCAAAAAUCCAAGAGGUGGGGAGGUGGUUCAGAUGCUGGAGAGCUGCGAAAUGAAGGAGAAAUGCUAUCGUGUUUCCCAAGUGGAAUAUUAUUAUGAAAUUGUGCACAGCUCCACAGGACGCAGGGAGAAAAGGCUCAAGGAAAUUGAUGUGGGAAGGUGCUUGGGCAGCUGCUCCUCGGGGGAUCCCUGCUUGCUUAGCGAGUUAUAAAUGCGGUGCUGGGGAGGCAGGGGGGGAGUCGAGCUGGGGCUGGGACAGCAGAGCCAUGCUGGGGACCGUCCUGCUGCUGCUGGUGCUGGCACGGCCGGCGUGCCCGAGCCCGGCCAGCGCAGCAAGCCGGCGAGCUGAGGCGCUCAAGAGGCUGCUGGAAGUCUUUGGCAUCGAAGACCCUCCGCCCCCCCCAGCUCACUUCAAGCAGCCGCCCCAGUACAUGGUGGAUCUGUUCAACACCGUGGCCAACGCUGACGGUGUUACCAAGAACCCCGACAUCCUGGAGGGCAACACGGUCCGCAGCUUCUUGGAUAAAACUCAUGGCGAGAAGAUGCGGUUCCUUUUCAUCCUCUCCAGCGUGGCCAAGAACGAAAAGAUCUUGACAGCGGAGCUGCAUCUCUUCCGCCUCUGGCCAAAAGCCACCGACGGGCCCAAACGGCACCACUUCUGCCAGGUCAGCAUCUACCAAAUUCUGGACAAGACUGAACCGGACUCCCCCCAGGGGCAGAAGCUGCUGGCGUCCAGGCUCCUCUCACUGCAGGGCUCUGGCUGGGAGGUCUUUGCCAUCACACAGGCUGUUCGCGACUGGACCGAAGAUGAGAGUAGCAAUCGGGGCUUGCUGGUGACAGUCCAUGGCCUGGGCGGGAGCCCGCUCGACUCCCCUGCGAUACAGUUUGCGUCCAGCAGGGACCACCACGAGAGCAAGAAGCCCAUGCUGGUCCUGUUCACCGAUGACGGGCGCCGGGGAGCAUCCCUGCCCACGGCUGACUUCCCGGAUUUACAGCCUCGGGAUCCUGUUCUUCCUGCCAAGAUGACAGUGCCCAAGCUGAACGGGCCGCGCAGCACACGCUCCCUGGACCGGCUCCAGCCCUGCCAGAGGCACCCCUUGUCCGUGGACUUCGAGGAGAUCGGCUGGUCCGGGUGGAUCAUCUCGCCGCGGGGCUACAACGCCUACCACUGCAAAGGCUCCUGCCCCUUCCCGCUGGGCGAGAACAUGCGGCCAACCAACCACGCCACCGUGCAGUCCAUCAUCAACGCCCUCAAGCUGAGUGAGGGUGUCAGCAGCCCCUGCUGCGUGCCGGACAAACUCCACUCCAUCAACCUCCUCUACUUCGACGACGAUGAGAACGUGGUCCUCAAGCAGUACGACGACAUGGUGGCUGGGAGCUGUGGCUGCCACUGAGGCAGGAGGAGCAAAUGGGGGCUGCUGCUGCUCCCUCUGGGAGCACCGGGAGGCCAUGUGGAGAUUUCCUCGUGCAGAGGAAUUGCUCUGUGAGGGUCCGUCCCGCAAAAACCCACAGCGGUACCAAAGAGCCCGGGCAGAGCAGAGCAAGGAGGUGCCUGGCUCUGCCCAGGAAGGCUCAGGGCUGAACUGAAUAGACCCGAAUGAGCCCAGAGACCUGGCAGCCCCGGGGGAACGGCUCUGUUUCAGGGUGCCCCACGCAGGGUGUGCAGGUUUCCUUGCCUGCAAAGGCUUCCUGCAGGCUGUACUAUAUGUAAAUAGCAAGAGCUCUAAUAUAUGACAGAAACUGCCUGUACAGUGUCCUGUAAAUGUCUGUACAUUGCUGCAUUUUGUACAAUGAAUUCAGAGGAGCUAUUAAACGUGCUGUUCUCAGCG